CUGGCAGCGUGGGACAGACAUGGCGGCUUCCAUAUCACAGCAGCUCGAGGAUUUGUUAAACCCUUUACCAAACUUUGUAGAUCCCGAAGACGACGAAGAUGAAGAAACUAAAGCUAAAGUCGUAGAGAGGUUUGAUGAAGGUCAUAAUGAUGAAGAAUCUGCAUCUGGUUAUUUGCGGAAGCGUACUGCGACCAUUCUGGCAGAUAAUGAUAGCAGAUAUCAUGGCAAGGCAACAUCCAGAAAACAGCUACAGAAAGAGCUUAUUGGAACAGCUGAUGAAGAGGAAAACGACGACGACGAUGAUGAUGAUGAUGAUGAUGAUGAAAGUGGAAUGCUUGAUAAGUACAUGGCGAACAUUAACGAUGUUGAGGAGGAUGACAUUGAUGAUGAGGAUGAAGAUGAUGAGAUGGAUGAAGACCAAGAUGACAACGAUGAUGAAGAGGAUCUUAUUGGAGACAAUAGCUCACAGAUGUCCAGCUUAAUUUCUAAAAUGAAGGGCACAGACUUGAUGAAAUUCACAGAGGGGAUGGAUGAUCUGGGAGACAGUGAAGAUGAGGAGGACUCUUCUGAGGAUGAGGAGGAGGAAGGAGAGAGUGAGGAAGACUCUGAGGAAGAGGAGGAAUCUGCUCUGAGGACUUUCUCUAAAGAGAAGGUGGAUGAAGAGGUUCAAAAGGGGAAAGCAGUGCAAAAUCAACUUGCUCUUUGGGACGUCUUGCUUGAAGGACGAAUCAAAAUGCAGAAGGCUCUUGUGACAGCCAAUCAGCUUCCACAAUCACAGACAUUCCCAGAGUUCAAGAGUAGGGGAGGGCCCGAAUAUGCAGAAGCCUUAAAAAAUAGUCACAAAGCCCUGAAGGCUCUACAGAGAUCCCUGCUGGAGCUCCAAGAUCAGCUACUCUACCAAAACCCAGAAACCCGAGGAAUCUCGCAGGGCAAGACCUGGUCAGCUAAUAGCAAUAAUAAAGAUGAUGAGGAGAUAAACAGUGAUGAUGAAGAGGAAAAUGUGGAUGACGUUGACGAAAAGGCGGCAGGUCGAAAAGGUCCCCCCAAACGAAAGUUGGAAAUGGCAGAGUAUCCCAGCCUCAUGGCCAAACGCUUUGCUGCUUUUCAACCGUACCGUGACGCCAGCCUGCAAAAAUGGUACGACAAGACGCGGCUCACAAUGGGCAAGACCAAUAAGGGCUUUGGAGCAUUUGACAGGAACAUUCUGACACAGGUGGAGCAGGUUUUAAUGGAUAAAGAGAGGCUGGUGAGACGUACACAGACUCGCAGGUCUCAGUACAGAGUUCUGGGAAAACCGGAGCCCAUUGCACCGGAAAUAGAGAACACGGCCAUCACAGAAGGAGAGGCAGCAGAACUGGCAAUAAAAGCUAAUUUGCACCUCAAAGAUCUGGAUGAGGAGAUUUUCGAUGACGAUGACUUCUAUCACCAGCUCCUUCGAGAACUUAUCGAGCGCAAAACAAGUGCAGUCGACCCCAAUGAUCAAGUGGCCAUGGGAAGGCAGUGGCUCGCCAUCCAGAAAUUACGCAGUAAAAUCAAGAAAAAGGUGGACACUAAAGCUAGCAAAGGCAGGAAGAUCAGGUUCCAUGUUCAUAGUAAACUGAUGAAUUUUAUGGCUCCUCUGGACAACAGCAGCAUGAGAGAUGACGCCCGGUCUGAGCUGUAUCGUUCUCUUUUUGCCAAUGGUCCGGUGAUGGCACAGUGAUUCAAACAUCUGUCUCGAUACUUAAAUCGCAGUGUCCUAACAGCAAGUUUAAUAAAGGGAUAGUUCACCAAAAAUAAAAAUACUGUCAUUAUUUAUUCACCCUCAUGUUGUUCAAAACCCAAAAGAAGAUAUUUUGAGUCAGUGGAGUCUAGUGUUGUUUGGUUAACAACGUUCUUCAAAAUAUCUUCUUGUAUUCUGCAGAAGGAAGAAAGUCAUACAGGUUUGAAAUUUUCGAAGUUUCAUUUUUUGGUGAACUGUCUCUUUAACUGCACUGUUCCCAAACGUAUCUGCUGGAGAUGAAAACCUUCAGAAACCCUGGACUCAGCUAAUGAUUUUGUUUUUAUGUUUGUUCAAAAAUAUGUUUUAGAUAAUUGUCUGCUCUGAAAAUAUCUGUAAAUGAAACAGUGUUUCUAUUAAAUCUCAACGUUACA
Messenger RNA from Triplophysa rosa, 2133 nucleotides. RefSeq names its product apoptosis antagonizing transcription factor (gene aatf). Bases 20 to 1702 code for a protein of 560 amino acids. The record is from RefSeq and is a predicted model, not a curated record. Lineage: Eukaryota; Metazoa; Chordata; Actinopteri; Cypriniformes; Nemacheilidae. The transcript has 12 exons. Gene Ontology annotation, biological process: regulation of transcription by RNA polymerase II. Gene Ontology annotation, cellular component: nucleus; nucleolus.